CGUUAAACUAGCUUUUGCAUUCAUCAACAGUAUAUUCUCACAUAUAAGCCCACAUCAUAAAAGUAAUUUCAAUAUGGUAACAGUAAGUUAGUCUGUGGUUUUUGGUUGAGCCUUUGAAAUAUAGGCUUCGCGAAAUCUAUCGAUUUGGGGCUCGUGCCGAAAACCCACCUCCCCAUGGGCCGGCUGGCUGGUCUCCAGGGAUCGGCGGUAGUGUUUAGGGUUUAGUGUUUCGGUGUUCCAGUGUUUUAUUGUCUGCUGUUUUAUUGUCUGCUGUUUGCCGACACUCUCUCCUCCAAGCUGCUUCUCGAGUCACUCCAGAAGCUGACAUGACGCUUCAAGUUCACACUUCAACGCGUCGCAGUCCGCUGGAACAUGGCGGAGGAGAGCUAUACAGGAUCAGGGGAUGCAGAUGAUACAGAUGAGCUUCUCUAUACUGAUGGGGAGGACAACAGAAGCAUGUUGGACCUGAAUCCUCUUCCGCUGAGACUUGACCCCUGUGACCUGCUGAUGGACUCGAUAGAUGUUCAACUGAGUCGACUUCAGGUGCAGAAUCAGAAAAACCAGGAGAGUUCAGGAGGUCUCAGUGGCUGUGAUGAAGCUCCUUUCAGCCGGCGGCGCUCAGGGAGCAGAGACACCGGCCUUGGAACACCAACCACCAGCCCCCCGAUAUCCUGUCUGCAGCCUGGGCCCCGCGAGGCCAAGGGACCGGCCCCAGGAAAGACGAGGCCGGACGUCUCUCAGGGAGCCCCCCCAUGCCCCCUCCAGAGGGGAGCGCAGCCUGGACGGGCCUGUAGGAGCAGGGAGCAGGAGGAGGCUGAGGAAGGGGCGGAGUCCCGCAGAGAGCAGUGCCUUUGGAGGCUGGGCCGCCUGCUAGGGGACCCCUUUGUUGCUGCAGGAGUAGGAAGGACUCCUACUCCUCCUCCUCUACAGCCGGACAGCCUCUGCACCGAGGACCUCCUCCGUUGCUCCGCAGAGGAGAGGGAGGCCCCUCCCAGGGGGUCCGGGAGCAGGGAGACGUGGUGGACGUGA
Messenger RNA from Gadus chalcogrammus (walleye pollock), 1029 nucleotides. RefSeq lists its product as uncharacterized. NCBI's taxonomy places the organism in Eukaryota, Metazoa, Chordata, Actinopteri, Gadiformes, Gadidae. The record is from RefSeq and is a predicted model, not a curated record. Bases 373 to 1029 code for a protein of 218 amino acids. The transcript is spliced from 7 exons.